Delphinapterus leucas (beluga whale) is the source of this 1684-nucleotide messenger RNA. NCBI's taxonomy places the organism in Eukaryota, Metazoa, Chordata, Mammalia, Artiodactyla, Monodontidae. The record is from RefSeq and is a predicted model, not a curated record.
UUCCCUCCCUCCCAGCCGCGUGCUUCCUCCCCUCCCCCUCGCCUCCCUCCCUCGCGGAGCGGGCAGCAGUAGCCGCUUCAGCCGUGCUGGAGAUGGGAAGUGAGCGCGCGCCGCGCAGCAGCUCGGGAUCCUCCGCCCUCCCCGCCCGCUGCUCCCCGCGUCCCCGCCGCCGCUGUCGCCGCCUCGGCGUCCCCCAGCUCCAGUCCCUCUUCUAGGACAGCGCCGCCGCCACCGCUCGGCCCUGCCCGCCGCCUGCGCCGCGCAGCCCUCACGCGCUCCCGGAUGGCGCCUUCCUCCCCGGACCGGUUUAUAAUGUAAUAAUUCAAGAAUUUUAUCAUACCUUGGAGUAGCUUAACAACUGUCUAUGUGCUUCCCAUGAUAUGUUCUCUACAUUUUUCCAGUGUUGCCUAUAAAGAACACCAGUUAUUCAUUUAGGGAAAUUGCUUGAUCAAUGCUAUGCAGAGCCGUUGUAAGCUUUUUCUGCUGAGAGGAGAAAAGAGUGAUAUGCCAGAUUGAAACAACUGGAAAAACAGAUCGCUGAAUUACAAGUGAAGAUAAAAUUAGAUGCACCCUCCAAUAACUGGAAAAAUAAUGACCUCGGCAUCCAAAGGAAUUCUCCGCCCAUUUUUAAUCGUCUGCAUUAUCCUGGGCUGCUUCAUGGCAUGUCUGCUCAUUUACAUCAAGCCCACCAACAGCUGGAUCUUCAAUCCGAUGGAGUCAGCCAGCACUGUGCUGAAAAUGAAAAAUUUCUUCUCCACCAAAACUGAUUAUUUUAACGAAACUACGAUUCUGAUUUGGGUGUGGCCAUUUGGGCAGACCUUUGACCUUACAUCUUGCCAAGCAAUGUUCAACAUCCAAGGAUGCCAUCUCACGACGGACCGGUCCCUGUACAACAAAUCGCAUGCGGUUCUGAUCCAUCACCGAGACAUCAGUUGGGAUCUGACUAAUUUACCUCAGCAGGCGAGGCCACCCUUCCAGAAAUGGAUUUGGAUGAAUUUGGAAUCACCAACUCACACACCCCAGAAGAGCGGCAUCGAGCACCUGUUCAACCUGACUCUGACUUAUCGCCGCGACUCAGAUAUCCAAGUGCCUUAUGGCUUCUUGACGGUGAGCACAAACCCCUUCGUGUUUGAAGUGCCAAGCAAAGAGAAGUUAGUGUGCUGGGUUGUAAGUAACUGGAACCCUGAGCAUGCCAGGGUCAAGUAUUACAAUGAGCUAAGCAAAAGCAUUGAAAUCCAUACCUAUGGGCAAGCAUUUGGAGAGUAUGUGAAUGAUAAAAAUUUGAUUCCUACCAUAUCUACUUGCAAAUUUUAUCUUUCCUUUGAAAACUCAAUCCACAAAGAUUACAUCACAGAAAAGCUCUACAAUGCUUUUCUGGCUGGCUCUGUGCCUGUUGUUUUGGGGCCAUCUAGGGAAAACUAUGAGAAUUAUAUUCCAGCAGAUUCAUUCAUUCAUGUGGAAGAUUAUAACUCUCCCAGUGAGCUAGCAAAGUAUCUGAAGGAAGUAGAUAAAAACAAUAAAUUAUACCUUAGUUACUUUAACUGGAGGAAAGAUUUCACAGUAAAUCUUCCACGAUUUUGGGAAUCACAUGCAUGCUUGGCUUGUGACCAUGUGAAAAGACAUCAAGAAUAUAAAUCCGUUGGUAAUUUAGAGAAAUGGUUUUGGAAUUAAAGUUUUCCAUCAU